CUUCCCAUCUCCUGUAUCUCCCCACCACAGCCACUAAGCUAUACACCAUGCCUUCUGUUGUCUUCGACGUUGUCGGAACGUGCUUCUCCUACGACAACGGGGCGCUCGCCCUCCAGACCCGCCUCGGUCCCAAGCUUGCCGCCCACGGCCUCUCUCCCAAGCUUCUCUUCUACGCCUGGGUCUGCGGCACAGAGCGUGACUAUUCCUACCUCUCGCAGAUCAAGCAAUACAAACCCUUUUUCGACAUUCUCGCCAACACCCUCACCCGCGUACUCUACCAAGCCGGCGUCCCAGAGGAAGAGCUUGCCGAUUUCUUCACCCAAGACGACGUCGACUACCUCAUGGCUGAAUACAAAAAGCUCACGCCCCGCCCUGGACUCGCGCAAAUGAUGGCGACUCUGCGCGAGGGAGGGUUUGAGGUUUGGUGCUGCUCUGACGCGAAUAUCGACCGGGUGAAGGGGUACUUUGACCAUGCUGGGGUGGAGAUGCCGCUGGACCAUAUUCUGUCGGCAGACAUGGUUAAGGCGGGAAAGCCUGAAGCGGCGGUGUACAAGUUUGCCAGGGAGAAGGCCGGGUCGGAUAAGCCUGGGGAGGUUUCGGUGUUUGCUGCGUCUCACGCUUGGGACACAGCUGCGGCCAAAGCAGCAGGCUUUGUCACGGCCUACACGACGACCUACGAGUACGACGCGUGUGAGACCAUUUUUGGCAAGUCGGAUCUUGUCACGCCAGAUCUGAUUUCGUUGGGCAAGGGAAUUGUGGAGAAGUGGGGCAAAAAGUAGAGGAAGACGAGUUGAACAAUUGUCAGAAGAGCAGUAUGUGUCGUUUACGCAUAAUAUGCUGGCUAUGGAAAUACGAUGGUGUUCUUCAAAUAGGUGCGCUCUCCAUCAAGAUAUGCGCGCGGCAAUUGCAAUAAGUGC
Molecule: messenger RNA, 917 nt
Organism: Cryptococcus amylolentus CBS 6039
Lineage: Eukaryota; Fungi; Basidiomycota; Tremellomycetes; Tremellales; Cryptococcaceae
Product: haloacid dehalogenase, type II
Exons: 3
Coding region: 48-779 (243 amino acids)
Source: RefSeq, a predicted model, not a curated record